Anas platyrhynchos (mallard) is the source of this 1920-nucleotide messenger RNA. NCBI's taxonomy places the organism in Eukaryota, Metazoa, Chordata, Aves, Anseriformes, Anatidae. The record is from RefSeq and is a predicted model, not a curated record.
CUUGGCAGGCCGUCUCAGGUAACCAUGGCGCCCGCAGCGAGCCCAGGCCAGCGGCUGCGGAGCAGUGGGACCGAGACCCCCACAGGGCCCGAUGAAGUACCCCAGGGCCCUGCCCUGGGCUCCCGCCUGACCCACACGGCCGCGCUCCGAUCCCGCGGACUUAGGGUGCUUCCACAGAUCUCCCACCGCCCCUCGCCUCAGACUCCCGGGCCCCUCCCGCCCCGCACCUCACACCGUCGCAGCGCAGAGGCUGAUGCCCGCCCCGGCUGCGCGGCGGAAGGGGCAGGGCCCAGCGCAGACUCGGCCCCCUCGGCCUCAAGCUGCUGUGGCGUGAGCUGGGACAAUGUGGGGUUGCUGGUGGAACCAAGCCCGCCGCACAUUGUGAAGACCCUGUUCCUCACUAACGACCUCACCGAGGAGGUAAUGGAGGAGGCAGUGCAGAAGAAAGCAGACCUUAUUCUUUCUUACCACCCCCCUAUCUUCACACCGCUCAAGCGAGUAACGUGGAAGACCUGGAAGGAACGGCUGGUGGUCCGAGCUCUGGAGCACAGAAUUGGGAUUUACUCCCCACACACGGCAUAUGAUGCCAUACCUCAUGGCAUCAAUAACUGGCUAACAAAGGGACUUGGUGCCUGUAAUUCCGUCCCACUGCACCCAUCAACCUCUCCAAGCUAUCCAACUGAAGGCACUCACCGAAUAGAAUUCUGUGCAGACACCGCUGAACAUCUAGAGACAGUGCUCUCCAAAACCAAAGACAUCCAGGAGAUCUUCUGUCUCACUACUUUCCCUGUCAGGGUUGAAGAUAAGGAGCAAACACGAGUCAGUCUGAACUGCUCUCAGAAAGCGCUGCUAGAAGUGGUGGCAUUAUUGUCCCAGAACAGCCUUCUUGAUCACAAGACUGAGAUUCUCAUACUACAAAAGCCUCUUCUUCCACAUACUGGAAUGGGACGUCUAUGCACACUGAGUAAACCAGCCUCCUUGUCAGACAUUAUCGAGCGUAUCAAAAGUCACCUAAAAUUACCCCACGUCCGCCUAGCGCUGGGAACAGGCAAGACACUAGAUUCGCCAGUGAAGAAAGCUGCUCUCUGUGCUGGUUCUGGGAGCAGUGUCCUGAAGGGAACGGAAGCUGACCUCUACCUCACAGGAGAGAUGUCCCACCAUGAUAUUCUGGAUGCAGUUGCCAACGGAAUAAGUGUUAUUCUGUGUGAACACAGUAACACUGAGAGAGGCUUUUUGUCAGAGCUGGGUGACAUGCUAACUGUUCAGCUACAGAACAAAAUCAACGUAAUUGUGUCUGAGAAGGACAGAGAUCCCCUCCAGGUGGCAUAAAAGGAAAAGAACAAAAAAAAGGGUGAGAGAACACAAUCAAGAGUUUCAUACUAUCUUGCACAGACCUAUCCAAAUGUAAGCUCAAUGAAGAUGCUCUGAAUUGAUUCAGUAUAGGAUUGUAUUUUACGUUCCCCCAAAGUCUGAGAUAUAUAUUGUUAUGUCAGAUACCUAAUAAAUGCUUGUUUCUAGCUACUCAAAUAUGAUUUACUCAAUUAGUGGGUUGCACUUGAAUGAAGUUACUGUUACUACAUACUCUUAUUAAAUAUAUUUGAUAACCACACCACUCAAGGGUUGGUUUGGGUAGAAUAUGAAAAUUUGACUUUUCAAGCUUACAGAGCAGUUUAAUCCUACUGUGGUUAUGUCAGUACAAGUCACUGGCAUUUUAGCUAGUAAAGCUCUUGAUAAUAGUUAAUAAAAGGGUAUGGAUCACUAGUUUGCAUUAACAGUUUUAAGACAGCUCAUAUGCAGAUACAGAGCAGAAUUCAGGUAUUUGGUACUUGCAUUAAUGGUAGAUUUUGCAAUUGAAUGCUGCUUUAAAGGUCUUUAACAGAGGAACCCUCAAUUAAAAAAACUUUAGAAGUUUUUUAAUAA